Molecule: messenger RNA, 4187 nt
Organism: Scleropages formosus (Asian bonytongue)
Lineage: Eukaryota; Metazoa; Chordata; Actinopteri; Osteoglossiformes; Osteoglossidae
Gene: pcsk1
Product: proprotein convertase subtilisin/kexin type 1
Exons: 14
Coding region: 271-2553 (760 amino acids)
Biological process (GO): peptide hormone processing
Cellular component (GO): neuron projection; membrane
Molecular function (GO): serine-type endopeptidase activity
Source: RefSeq, a predicted model, not a curated record
ACGUGUAAACAUCGUUUUUAUUAGUUUUUUUUUUUGUUCUGUUGCUUUCUACCGCUGUUCAUUAAGGCACAACACUGGACUGGUUUUUUCUGUAGGCUUUAAUCUUAGCCGCUAUCAAAAUACAGUAUAUGUAUUUACCAUAGAAGUUACUUAAAUCGGAAAAUAAAAAAAAGGACAUACUUGUAGGUCGACUUGUUUUCAUUGCUUUCCGCCUGGUGCUUAUGUACACAUAGUCUAUAGCUCGACUUACUUAAUAAGAGUAUUUUUGCAAUGGAUGUGAGAUGUCGGCUGCCCAUUCUUUUCCUCGCUCUUGCGCUUUUCUCUGCCGCCUCCGACUCUCCGGGAUCUGGCGUGGACGUGCAGUAUGUGAACGAAUGGGCGGUGGAGAUACCCGGAGGACUCGACACUGCCCGGGCGAUAGCCGAGGAGCUCGGCUACGAACUGGUCCGACAGAUUGGUGCAUUAGAAAACCACUACUUAUUCAAACACAACACUCAUCCCAAGAGGACAAAGCGGAGCGCAGACCAUAUGACCAAGAGGCUGUCGGAGGACCAAAGGGUGUCCUGGGCAGAACAGCAAUAUGAGAAGCAGCGCAGGAAGCGGGCGCCACUGGAGGCACACUGUCCCGAUUGUGCUGUGGACAAGCUCUUCGAUGACCCCAUGUGGAGCCAGCAGUGGUACCUGCAAGACACCAGGACAUCUUCCUCCUUGCCCAAACUGGACCUCCAUGUGAUUCCAGUCUGGCGGAAAGGAAUCACUGGGAAGGGGGUGGUCAUUACUGUGCUGGAUGAUGGACUGGAGUGGAAUCACACAGAUAUCUUCCCCAAUUAUGAUCAAGCUGCCAGUUACGACUUUAAUGAUAACGACCCUGACCCCUUUCCCAGAUAUGACUCCACUAACGAGAACAAGCACGGGACAAGGUGUGCUGGAGAAAUUGCAAUGCAGGCAGACAACAAUAAGUGUGGAGUUGGAGUGGCAUACAAUUCUAAAGUUGGAGGAAUUCGAAUGCUGGAUGGAAUAGUGACAGAUGCCAUUGAGGCGAGCUCCAUCGGUUUUAAUCCGGACCAUGUGGACAUCUACAGUGCCAGCUGGGGGCCAAAUGAUGAUGGCAAAACUGUGGAGGGGCCUGGUCGCCUUGCACAGAAAGCCUUUGAGUAUGGAAUCCAAAAGGGUCGUGGUGGCAAGGGGUCAAUCUUUGUGUGGGCCUCUGGCAACGGAGGCAGACAGGGGGACAACUGUGACUGUGAUGGCUACACAGAUAGCAUCUACACCAUCUCCAUCAGCAGUGCGUCCCAGCAGGGCCUAUCCCCUUGGUAUGCUGAAAAAUGCUCGUCCACCCUUGCCACAGCAUAUAGCAGUGGGGACUACACAGACCAGAGAAUUACCAGCGCAGACUUGCACAAUGAAUGCACAGAGACACACACUGGAACCUCAGCUUCUGCCCCACUUGCAGCCGGGAUCUUUGCUUUGGCCUUGGAGGAGAACCCAGACCUCACGUGGCGGGACCUGCAGCAUCUGGUUGUGUGGACGUCAGAGUUCGACCCUCUGGCAAACAAUCCAGGCUGGAAGAAGAAUGGUGCCGGACUUAUGGUCAACAGCAGGUUUGGCUUUGGCCUCCUGAAUGCCAAGGCACUGGUGGACCUGGCAGACCCCAAAGUGUGGAAGCAUGUUCCAGAAAAAAAGCAGUGCAUUGUGAUGGAUGAUACUUUCCAGCCAAGGGCACUGAAAGCUGCAGGAGAGAUUACUAUUGAAAUCCCUACUAAGGCCUGCAGUGGGCAGGAUAAUGUCAUCAAGUCUCUAGAGCACAUACAGGUGGAGGCUAGUAUUGAGUACACCAGGAGAGGGGACCUGCACAUCACCCUAACCUCUCCCUCAGGAACAAGCACAGUUCUCUUAGCUGAGCGAGAGCGGGACACCUCCUCCAGUGGCUUCAAAAACUGGGACUUUAUGUCCGUUCAUACCUGGGGUGAGGACCCUGCUGGCACCUGGGUACUGAAGAUUACAGACACGUCUGGACGCUUAGAGAAUAAAGGCCAGAUUAUUAGUUGGAAGCUGAUUCUGCAUGGCACAUCACAGCGCCCUGAGCAUAUGAAAUCACCGAGAGUCUAUGUCCCAUACAACGCCGUUCAGAACGACCGCAGGGGACUGGAAAGGAUGGAGGACAUGAUGAAGGAAGGUCCAACUGAGGCUCAGCAGUCUCUUAAGACUCCAAAGUCAACACAUGGAGAGGCCAAGAAAGAGAGGGUCCCAUCUGCUGCUCUCAUGCGGCUCCUCCAGACCGCUUUCAAUAGACAAUCAGUAGGCAGCCAGCCCCACACUGCUCAGCCAGAGCCCACUGCCGUGCCUAGAGACCAGAAGGAGGAAAGUGCAAGUUUGCACAUCCCCUAUCAGAACCUCUACCAAGCCCUGGACCUGCUGAAUAAAUACAGAGGCUCAGAAGAGAACCUGUACAGCGACUACAGCGAUGUGUUCUACAAUGCCAAGCCAUACAAACACAGGGAUGACAGACUCCUGCAAGCCCUCUUUGACAUGAUCACUGAAGACAGCCACUGAAACAGACAUAGUGUGUGGGCAUUGGGUGUUGGGUGUCUGUCAGUUCCCGGUAGAGAAAGGUAGGAAAGGAGAGGAAAUUUUAUUGGCUCUUCCAGCUGAGUUCUUUCCCCCCCUGUGAGUGUGUUGAAUGCCGUGACUCACUCACAUUUAUUGGAACAUAAUUAUAUACAUUUUCACAUUACCAACGUGUAUUUCAGAAUGUCUCAAGGUCAUCAUUGGUUCCAGUUUUUCAAAAAUACUGCCCAAUACACUCCUUUUUCUAAUUUUUAAGUAAAUAUGAAAUAACUACCUGAUUUGAGUACACAUUAUAACUUCUUCACAUUCCCACUUCAAACUGUACCCCUUCCUGUGAGUAUUCAGUGUACUGUGAGCAUGAUUUAUGUGUCAGACCAGUGAUUUCCUUCCACUGUUUUUUUGCUCCUCAUUCUUCCUACAUCAGCUGUGUCUUAUAUCAGCUUUUCUACCUGCCAGUCUACUACACACAGAUUAUACUAUAUUUUGCCUGUAUGUUCAUUUCUUCCUGUUUUAAUCUAUUUUCCCCUGAAAACAUGCAAUACUCUUACACACAUUACUGUUUCGAUUCUGUCUGACUAGAGUUUAUGGUAACUCAUGGUUCAGUCUUACUGAAUUUUCAUAUAUCACAGUCUGCAUCCAAAGGUGAUUUAGAUUUUUUUAGAUCUUUCUGGUCAAAUCUUCUAUUACAGUGGACAAAUAUUGAUCAUUUCAACUAAUUAUUUUACCUGAAAUAGUUUAACAGAUUUAUUAGUUACUAGCUUCAGAGGAAUGUGUACAUAGCUAUUUCUGGAUACAAAACCCUUGAAUUUCAGGACCAACAAAAAUUAUUACGACAGAGGUCAAUAAAACACCAUAUAUUCCAUUGCAGUACUCUAUCCUGAAAAUCGACACAGAGCGCCUUCGCAGAUUAUAGAUAAAAGAAAUUACAAAAACCAAAAAGAAAUGACAAAUUACCAGCACAUAUGAUACAAAUUUGUAUGAUUUGAAAGAAUAAAUUUGUCAAUGACUACAUAAACUUCAGUCAACACCGAUGUACUUUAAGAUGACAGUGAUGAGGGAUGAAGUGGCGACAGAAGAGAGAAAACCAAACUCUUCAGAUUGAAGUGUCGGUUACAUUACAAAUAAAUGAUUAGUGCUGCAAUUACUGAAGUGAGUUAAUAUAGAGGGCACCACUUCAUGUUCUGUAUCCUCAAUAUUGCUUCUCUCUUAAUAGGUUUUAAAGAGGCAUUUAAAAAUGAAAGAAAUAAAAGUGUGAACAGGAUUAUAUAUUUAAAGUAAUUUUGACAUACAAUGCAGUAGCAACUGACCUGAUUGUUGGGGGAUUAAUAUAGCACAUACAAUUUUGUAUAAUCCCAUUAUUUAUGUAUGGCCUAUGUUUUUGAGGUGUUAGCUCCAGAUCUGAGUUUCAAACACAGCUGAAAAUGUAAAAAUCAUUGGUGAAAACAUUCAAAUAAAGUACUGUUUUAAGAUUUGAUGCAGAUUUGCAUCAACAGCCCUCUCUUUCAUCCAGUUUGAUUCUCUAUUGAGAUUACAGAAAAAUGAUUUAGAAAGUGUGAAAUGUGAAUUUAUGACUAUUGAUAUUUAGCUAGGGUUUUUACUUUUGCUCCAUUUCAUUUUAA